Messenger RNA from Babjeviella inositovora NRRL Y-12698, 365 nucleotides. RefSeq lists its product as uncharacterized. The coding region runs from base 77 to 301 and encodes 74 amino acids. NCBI's taxonomy places the organism in Eukaryota, Fungi, Ascomycota, Pichiomycetes, Serinales. The transcript has a single exon. The record is from RefSeq and is a predicted model, not a curated record.
CGGCACAUUAACUCAGGCGUGUAGUUUCAUAAAUUAACAGAACGAUAUUAAUAUCUUCAAUAUCGUCUCAACAUAGAUGGAAGUAGUAUUUGGAGAACUCAGCACUAACCGCCAUCCCCCAAACCCACAUACCUCCGUGCUGGAUAUGCAGAUCUUCUGGAGACGUAUGUCUCGAGCGUACCUGGAAAAUGGAAAUUACAAAUGCGGCUAUCAGGGGAAAACUAAACGAGCAACACAAAACCAGGGUGUUUUGGUUGAUCUGGCUGUGCUUAAGGGGCGACGCCUGGGAGAAAGGACGUAGAACUAGCACCGUGUUUCGUUUAUGUGCUAUAACUGUGAUAUCUAAUGAAAUCAAUAGAAAAUAG